UUGUUUACAAAUUGACGUCACGACACCCUGGAUACGCCAUGGCCGACGAAGUAGACGAAUAUGAACUGGAGAAAUUAAGAGCAGAAAUUCUACAAGAACGUCAGAUGAAAGAAAUGCUGGAUCAAUCUGCAAAAGAGCUUCGUAUAACAGUUGAAGAACUGGAAAAAAGAUACGAGGCCAUUGAAAAUGAAGGCAAUGAGUGGAAGACAAGGUUUGAGACGCAAGAGGAGAUGAACCAACAGUUGGAACGGCAGAUCAUCAUGCUGCAGGACAAAAUAGAGGAGGCGAAACGCAAUCUGAAGGAUGUAUCACAGGAAGCGUCAGCGAGAGCCUAUGUGGAAGGGCGAGCCCCAAGCCCACGUGCAGGUGCUGAUUCGCCCAAAUCUAAAUCCACAGGGAUAACAAUUAACAUUUCUGUAUCCCCACAAGCUGGCAAGACUCCGCGUGAUGCCAAGUCAUUUGAUGAUCUAUCAGACGCCAAUCCAGCUAUGGUCAAGACCAUGGAGAAAGAGAAAGCGUUGCUGUACAACCAGCUCAGAGACCUUGAGUGGAGGCUAGAUCAGGAAUCAAAGGCCUACCACAAAGCUAAUGAUGAAAGGAAGCAAUACGUUUUGGAGAUCAACACCACAAAAGGCAACAUAGAUGGAAACAAAGCCCGACAGCGCGCGGCAGUAGGAGUGCAGCAGCGUGAGGCGGAUGAAUUGUCAAGGUCGCCAAGGCUGAUGGGUCCCAGUCGCCUGGGGGAUCGCAGUCGCCGGAGCUCGUACUCGUACUCCAUAUCGAAUAUGGGCUCUAGAGUGCCCAGUCUGAGCAAUAUACCAGAAGACCAGAGGAUUCUAGACCCAAGGAAGGGGCCAAUCAAAAAGACAGCAGCGGUGAAAAAUCUACCAAGUCUGGACCUACACGAGACCUGAAUAUCAAAAUCGAGCAUUUAAUUCGAAAACAUGGUACUUCUGGUCAAAAAGCGGAGAAGUAAUGUGGAUUAUAUGAUUACAUUAGUACUACGCCGAUCGAUCAAUAUCAGCAAUGUUUAAUCAGAAAAUAUAUAUUAAAAAUUGUAGAUACUGAUCAUUUCUUAGCCUUGGGUGUUUAUGCUCGUUUAUUAAUUUACGUGUAGAUAUUGAAUCAUGUUUUCAUCAGUUUUCUUUGGAAAUAGAAAAUGUGGCUGCAAAUGUUUAUAUGAAUGUUAGCAUGUACCUCCACGUUUGAGUGUCGAAACCCUUAAGAAGAGUGAACACAUAACCAAAGACAAUUUUAUAAUGAAAAUAAAUGACAAAAUUGCAUCCAUAAUUUCUGCAUUUUAAGUAAAUUAUAUUUGUUGCAUCCUGUUUUAUCUUUAUUAUAUGUAAAAAUCAUAUAUGAUAUCUACAGUAUAUAUAUUUUUCAUUAAGCACGUGUGCGACAUUUUUUAUAAAUUAUUUUAUCAUAACUGCCUGACACGAGGAUGUAUAUCUUCGUUUUGGGUCGUCUAACAUUCCAAAGUGUUUAUUUUGUGUAUAUUUAAGAAAUAUGCGUGCACUGAUGGCGUAACUGUUAAAUAUUUUUAACUCAGAAAUAGUUCUUUGUUACAUGAAUGUACAUGAGUGCUAUUCAUAAUAAAGAUGAAUACUUUAUCAUUCAUAGAUUUUAAAUUCAGCCUCCUCUGGUGAAAACAAACGUCUGUAAAAGUUUAAGUCUACAAACCUCUGAAGAGUAUGGCGUACAUGUUGUUUUUCGAGAUUAAUAUCGAUUUGCAUGUAUGACAAUAACGGCGUUAGACUGUCUGUGUUUUUGCUUGAAUUUUGGGUACAUGUUUUAUUCCCCCCUUCGAAGAAGAGGGGGUGUAUUGUUUUGCUGGAUGUCGGUCCAUCGGUCUGUCGGUAGACCAGUUCGUUUCCGAUCAAUAACUCGUCAACGGAUUGACCGAUUGGCUUGAUACGUUACAGGAUCAUUGGCCUUGGACAGAAGAUGACCCCUAUUGAAAUUGGGGUCACUAGGUCAAAGCCACUGUCACAAUAAGUGUGAAAAUCGUUUCCGAUCAAUUACUCUUCAACGAAUAUACCGAUUAGCCUAUACUUCUCGUGUAAAUUGGCCUUGGACAGUUGAUGACCGCUAUUGAAAUUGGGGUCACUAGUUCGAUUGUCAAGGUCACAAUUAGUGUGAGAAUUGUUUCCGAUCAAUAACUCAUCAACUUAUUGACCGAUUGGCUUGAUACUUUACAUGUGAAUUAGCCUUGGACAGUUGAAACUUGGGGUCACUAGGUCAAAGGUCAUGGUCAACGUCACAAUAAGUGGGAAAAUCGUUUCCGAUCAAUAACUUGUCAACAAAUUGACCGAUUAGCUGUAUGCAUCCUAUGUGAAUUGGACUUUGACAGUAGAUGAACCCUAUUAAUAUUGGUUACUUUCACAGUAAGUGUCAAAAUCUUUUCUGAUCAACUUGUCAACGAAUUGACCGAUUGGCUUGCUACUUCACAUGUACAUUGGCCUUGGACAGUAGAUGACCCCUAUUGAGAUUGGAGUCACUAGUUCAAAUCAAAGCCCUGUUUGAGAGAGGGGAUGGGGCAUAUGUCUCCGACAGCGGAUCUCAUUUUUUAGUUUGUAAUAUUUCGUACUUCCAUAUAAUUCUGAAUACGAUACGUUUGGCAUUUUGCCACCUUUUAAUAUUGUGAUACUUUAUUGUUAUUGUUUAUAUAUGCUUUAUUAUUCUUUAUAUUUUAUUACAUAAAUUAAAUGUUGAAGAAAAUGAA
Molecule: messenger RNA, 2725 nt
Organism: Dreissena polymorpha
Lineage: Eukaryota; Metazoa; Mollusca; Bivalvia; Myida; Dreissenidae
Product: coiled-coil domain-containing protein 169-like
Exons: 10
Coding region: 39-914 (291 amino acids)
Source: RefSeq, a predicted model, not a curated record